AUGUCGAAUGCGAAGGAAAAGCAAUUGGGGUUACAUAAAGUGAUCAUGGUCGGCAGUGGUGGGGUUGGAAAGUCUGCACUUACCCUGCAGUUCAUGUAUGAUGAGGUGAGUGUUAGGAGCGCUUAAACUCUUCUGUCCUCUGAAGCAGGUAACCCACAACGUAGGGGUUUUCUGUCUAUUUUACAGUGAGCGGUUUAUGUAUGCUCUGCCAGUGGAUGACAUUUUAAAUCAAACUUAUAAUUCUCUGAUUUUGAGAGAGUUGAACUGUAUACUUUCUCGCAUGCCCAUCAAGCUAGUGGAUAAUUGAAAUCUAUUUUGCUAUAAUUUAUUUUAGUUUGUUGAAGAUUACGAGCCCACCAAAGCCGACAGUUAUAGGAAAAAAGUUGUUUUAGACGGAGAAGAGUGUCAAAUAGACAUUUUAGACACAGCAGGACAGGAAGAUUAUGCUGCUAUACGUGAUAAUUAUUUUCGGAGCGGGGAAGGAUUUCUUUGCGUGUUCUCGAUCACUGAACCAGAGUCAUUUGAAGCGACAUCGGAAUUUAGAGAGCAGAUUCUUCGCGUGAAGGGAGACGACGAACAUAUACCUUUCUUGCUGGUUGGAAACAAGGCUGAUUUAGAAGAUAAACGGCAAGUAACAGCCGACGAAGCUCAGUCGAAGGCGAAGGAGUGGAACGUAGCUUUUGUUGAAACGUCAGCUAAAACAAAAGCGAACGUUGACAAAGUAUUCUUUGAUCUUAUGAGGGAAAUUAAAUCGCGGAAAGAGGACGGCUUGAAACCAGUGAAGGACAAUAAAAGAAAAAAGAAAAAGAAGUGUGUAAUUUUGUAA
This is a messenger RNA of Pocillopora meandrina, 826 nucleotides long. NCBI's taxonomy places the organism in Eukaryota, Metazoa, Cnidaria, Anthozoa, Scleractinia, Pocilloporidae. The record is from the annotation of a GenBank genome assembly.